UGGUUGGAGAGAGAGAAAUAGACGAGGUUAACUAACUGUCGGUAGAGGAGAGAGAAACAAACGCGAUCCAACUCGUGAUCUCUUCCGAUACGACACCCACGUACAACAAAAACAAACAUUAAAAUUGGGUUUCAAAACCCCAAUCAACAACCGUUGAAAAUUACUCCUACUACCUUCCAAUCCCUUACCCAUCUCGUCUUCUUCCACCGAGAAAAAAACCAAAUCACACUUCGAACCAGCUCACUGCGAAUUGGGUUGGGUUGGGUCCUAAAACAAACCCUAAAUUCACUUCCCCCGUAUCUAUCGCUCAGCGAUUUCUUAUCUUCACCUAUGGCUUCUCUGGGCACGAGCACGACAUGGUCGCCCAACUCUUUUCAGCUCCGAUUGGCCUUGAAUUCAAGAAAAUCCCCUGCUGUCUUUUUACGUAUGCGAUUUGGGAAGCUGGGUCGUCAGGCUCGAGUGGUAAGUUUAGUUAGUGCAAACGGUGGUGGGAAUUCGUGGACCACUUCGAACUCCUCGGCUGACGCUUUCUCUGGCUGGACCGGAGCCGACGAACGAAUUGACCCUGAUAGAAAACGGUGGUUUGGAGGGAUACUACGAGCAGGAGUGGCUGGGGUUAUUUUUGUGGCUGGGCUGACUUUUGUAACCUUAUCUAUAAGCAAGCGGAACCCUUCAAGAACCGCUCAAGAAAUGGAGCCGUUGGCAACACAGCAGGAAGUGGUGCUGGCCUCUGAUGACCAGUAUGAUAGAAUUGAACAGGUUGAAAAGGAGGGCAAGGAUAUGAAGAGGGAUAAUGAUUCUCUUAGUAAGACAGGUAUAGAAAAUGACCCUUCCUUCUCUACAGAAAACAAUGAGGCAACUAACGAAAAUAGACAAAGUGGUUCUGGUGUGGGGUACACGUUAAAUAGUGAUGAUGCCCUUAACAAUGCUUCCGCUCAAGAAGAUUUACGUAAUGAAUCAGCUAUUGAUGACAUGUCGGUUGCUCCUCAUAGAAGUCCCGGCACACCUCCACUGUCUGAGACCAAAAUUGGUUAUGGUUCUUUGGCGACCUCAAACUUUGAAAAUUUAGAUGGCAGUCUUGUUACUGAUAAGUCAGAACCGGUUACUGAACUAAAAGAGAACCUCAUCAAUGCCAAACUUACCAACUCAUCAGUCUCUGGUGCUUAUUCAACAGAUCUUAGCACUGAUAGCCAGAAGGAUGUGCUUGGCUUAAGCGGAACAGAUAACUCUACAUUCUCAUUUGAUUCCUCUUCCAGUUCUAAAAUCUCCAUCCCUAUCGGGUCUCUACCUUCGAAUAUCUCUGACAAUUCACCCUUGGAUGCGGUUAUAGAGCCCCAGGUCAUGCUUAAACUGAAUGGAGAGACUGUAGAUUUGCUUUCAACUGGAAAAGAUCUUGACCUAACCAAAGCACACGUGUUGGAAGAGGGAAAUAAGCCACCAUCACAGGAGCAUAACUUGAAGGCUGAUGGGUCAAAUGGAACAACUUCAUUGUCACCAGUAGUCAAUACAUUUGCAAAUGAACAAGAUGGAAAUUCUUCCGAUAGUCUAAAUGAGAGUACAACAUUUUUUGAAUCAACCAGUCCUCUGAAUUCCUUCUCCUCUGCUGGCAUACCUGCUCCAUCUGUAGUUUCUGCAGCUUUACAGGUGCUUCCUGGAAAAGUUUUGGUUCCUGCUGUUGUUGAUCAGGUUCAGGGCCAAGCACUAGCUGCAUUGCAAGUUCUGAAGGUUAUUGAGCCUGAGGUUCAACCAGGUGAUUUGUGUACUCGUCGUGAGUAUGCUCGUUGGUUGGUUUCUGCGAGCAGCAUUCUGUCGAGGAACACUGUUUCCAAAGUGUAUCCCGCAAUGUACAUUGAGAAUGUCACCGAACUUGCAUUUGAUGAUAUUACACCUGAAGACCCUGACUUCCCUUCCAUUCAAGGCUUGGCAGAAGCUGGACUUAUCUCCAGCAAACUGUCAAGACGUGAUAUGUCUUCUUCAGAUGAAGACCAGAGUUCCCUUUGCUUCUCGCCUGAAAGCAUUCUAUCCCGUCAGGAUCUCGUCUCAUGGAAGAUGGCACUAGAGAAAAGAAAGCUUCCAGAUGCUGACAAAAAGAUCCUGCACCAGCUUUCUGGCUUUAUAGACAUUGAAAGGAUCAACCCUGAUGCAUGUCCUGCGCUUGUGGCUGACUUGUCAGCAGGAGAAAAUGGAAUAAUAGCACUUGCAUUUGGUUAUACAAGGCUUUUCCAGCCAGAUAAGCCAGUGACUAAUGCCCAGGCUGCCAUUGCUCUUGCGACUGGUGAGGGUUCUGAUAUAGUCAGUGAAGAGCUCGCUCGAAUCGAGGCUGAAUCUAUGGCUGAAAGUGCUGUUGCUGCACAUAGUGCUUUAGUAGCUCAGGUUGAGAAGGAUGUCAAUGCAAGUUUUAAGAAGGAGCUUUUAUUGGAAAGGGAGAAGAUAGAUGCUGUGGAAAAGUUGGCUGAGGCAGCAAGAGUAGAACUGGAAAUCAUAAGAGCAGAGCGAGAGAACGAUAAUAUUGCCUUAAUGAAGGAACGUGCUGCUGUUGAGUCAGAAAUGGAAGUUCUCUCAAGGUUAAGGCAUGAGGUAGAGGAACAAUUGGAAAGCCUUAUGAGUAACAAGGUGGAAAUAUCUUAUGAAAAAGAAAGGCUCGGGAAGCUCUUAAAAGAAGCAGAAUUUGAAAACCAAGAGAUUGUGCGGUUACAACGUGAGCUGGAGGUGGAGCGAAAAGCCUUGUCCAUGGCCAGGGCUUGGGCUGAAGACGAGGCAAAAAGAGCAAGAGAGCAAGCAAAAGUUCUGGAAGAGGCUAGAGAUCGCUGGGAGAGGCAUGGCAUCAAAGUGGUCGUUGACGAUGACCUCCGUGAAGAGGAAAACGUUGGGGUGACAUGGCUUGAUGCGGGAAAGCAAUUGUCAGUUGAAGGAACAGUGAGCAGGGCUGAGAACUUGGUAGACAAGCUCAAGGCAAUGGCUGUUGAUGUUAGAGGGAAAGCCAAAGAUACCAUUUCCAAUAUCAUCCAGAAAGUUCUUUCUUUGAUAUCUCAUUUGAAGGGAUUGGUCCCCACAGUUCAACAGGCAAGAGAACUAAGAGAUAACGCCAUGUCCAAAAUUGUUAGCUCCUUAGACGAGUUUACUUUGGCUCUCAAGGAAGGAGCAAAGAAAGUUAGGGAAGAUUGUAAGGAAAGAGCAAAGAAGGUUGGAGAAGAGUGCAAGGAAGGAGCAGAGAAGCUCGCUCAGAAGUUCAAGAUAUGAACCCUCUGCAUCCGAAACACUUCACGAGUAAUCUAUUUUUGUUUUGGUUUAAUCACUUCCAAGAAGUCGGAUAUUUAUUAUCCAAUAUUCUCCCUUUUAACCUUUUUUCUUCUGGUUUUAAUGUGCUGAAAAAUUCACCCUUUCGAGAUAGGAUCCGGGUAUGAAGAGGAAAAUCAGUGCCAAUAUAAUUGUAUUCUUGUACAAAAAAUUGAGCAAGUAGGGAAUUUUUGCUUUCAUUAGGUCCCUGUCAAUCCUCAAUAAAAUCUUGGUUGAUCUUAUAUGAUAAACGUUGUGGAAUAAGAUUUUGAAAUUUGAAUGAUUACUUAUCAUAGAUUUCCACGUAA
Rhododendron vialii is the source of this 3584-nucleotide messenger RNA. RefSeq lists its product as uncharacterized. The transcript is spliced from 10 exons. Lineage: Eukaryota; Viridiplantae; Streptophyta; Magnoliopsida; Ericales; Ericaceae. The record is from RefSeq and is a predicted model, not a curated record. Bases 331 to 3240 code for a protein of 969 amino acids.